UCAGUCUGACAUUGCAACCAGAGAACUGCUCAGAAUUUGGAGGGAGGGGAAGGGCAAGGAAAAAAAGCAGACAGCACUGCCGGAAAUGUCUGCACCCUGGUGAGUUUCCUCUGUGCACUAGGACUGCCGCUGGUGAUCACAGGGGCAAUGCUGCUGGGUGGCAAUUACUGCAGUCCACCGUUUCAGCAGACUGGGUCACUCUUCAGGAUGGGAGAGCAGUGAGGAGUUGUGGUUGCCUGGAGGAAUUCGAACGUUGAGAUCAUUGUUUUGAUACAUCAUCCAAAAGUUUGAUACAAAGUAACUUUUCACUCAGCUCCAAGGAUCCCAGGGUUUACCGUACAAUGGGGCUGCCUACUCUGGAGUUCAGUGAUUCCUACCUGGACAGUCCUGAUUUCAGAGACAGGCUGAAAUGUCAUGAAAUCGAGCUGGACAGAACCAACAAGUUUAUUAAAGAGCUGAUCAAGGAUGGGAACAUGCUGAUCGGGGCGCUGAGAAAUUUAUCCAUAGCUGUGCAGAAGUUUUCUCAUUCACUACAAGAUUUUCAGUUUGAAUGUAUUGGAGAUGCUGAGACAGAUGACGAAAUCAACAUUGCUCAGUCCUUGAAGGAGUUUGCUCGGCUACUGAUUACUGUAGAGGAGGAAAGACGGAGGCUGAUCCAGAAUGCCAAUGAUGUCCUAAUAUCGCCGCUUGAAAAGUUCCGUAAGGAACAGAUCGGAGCAGCAAAGGAUGGAAAAAAGAAGUUUGACAAAGAAAGUGAGAAAUAUUACUCAAUUUUAGAAAAACACUUGAAUUUGUCUUCAAAAAAGAAAGAAUCACACUUGCAAGAGGCUGAUACAUUGAUCGACAGAGAACAUCAGAACUUCUCCGAUGCCUCUCUGGAGUAUAUAUUUAAAGUGCAAGAGGUCCAGGAAAAGAAGAAGUUUGAAUUUGUAGAACCCCUUUUGGCUUUUCUCCAGGGUCUCUUUACCUUUUACCAUGAAGGAUAUGAACUGGCACGAGAAUUCACGCCGUACAAAGAACAACUGCAGUUUAAUUUACAAAAUACGCGGAAUAACUUUGAAAGCACACGGCAAGAGAUGGAGCGUCUAAUGCAGAGAAUGAAAUCUGCAGACCAAGACUACCGACCGCCAAGUCAUUGGACAAUGGAAGGAUACCUAUACGUACAAGAGAAAAGACCCCUUGGAUUUGCGUGGACAAGACAUUACUGUACAUAUGACAAAGGAAGCAAAACUUUUACAAUGAGUUUAUCCGAAACAAAAUCAAGUGCGAAAGUGAAUGGGCUGGUCUCCAACUCACCAGAGAUGUUUAAGUUAAAAACAUGUAUACGGCGGAAAACAGACUCAAUAGACAAACGUUUCUGUUUCGACAUCGAAGUCAUCGAGAGGCAAGGCAUUAUUACACUUCAAGCUUUGUCUGAGCUAAAUCGAAAGCAAUGGCUGGAGGCGAUGGACGGGAAAGAACCAAUAUAUACCCUUCCCGCAAUAAUCAGCAAAAAAGAAGAAAUGUUCUUAAACGAAGCAGGGUUCAACUUUGUGAAAAAAUGUAUUGACUCUGUGGAGACACGAGGUAUUACUAUUUUGGGACUCUACAGAAUUGGAGGCGUUAAUUCCAAAGUCCAGAAGCUGAUGAAUACUGUAUUUUCACCUAAAGCACCUCCUGAUAUGGAUAUCGAUUUGGAUCUCUGGGACAAUAAAACUAUAACAAGUGCACUAAAAAACUACCUCAGAUGUCUCACGGAACCCCUGAUGACCUAUAAAUUGCACAAAGAUUUGAUACUUGCAGUCAAGUCAGAUGACCAGAACUACAGAGUUCAAGCAGUUCAUGCCCUCGUUCAUAAGUUACCAGAAAAAAACAGAGAAAUGUUGGACAUCUUAAUCAAGCACCUUGUGAGGGUAUCAUUGCACAGCCAACAAAAUCUAAUGACCAUUUCUAAUCUUGGAGUCAUCUUUGGGCCGACCCUCAUGAGAGCUCAGGAGGAAACAGUGGCAGCCAUGAUGAACAUCAAGUUUCAAAAUAUAGUUGUUGAAAUUUUAAUAGAGCAUUAUGAAAAGAUUUUCCAUACUGCUCCAGAUCCGAAUGUGCCUCUUCCGCAGGCUCAGUCCCGGACAAGUUCAAGACGGACUAGAGCAAUCUGUCUUUCAUCUGGAUCCAGAAAACCUAAAGGAAGAUUAACACCAUGCCUUGCAGAUCCAGAUAGUGACUCUUAUAGUAGUAGCCCAACUAGUACCCCAAUGGGAAGCAUUGAAUCACUUUCUUCGCACUCUUCAGAACAAAAUAGUACUUCAAAAUCAGUGUCAUCGCCUCAAAGAGAAAAGAAAGGAGGGGGAAUUCCUUGGGUGACUUCUACACCUUCUUCUAAUGGCCAGAAAAGCUCCGGCCUUUGGACUACCAGCCCUGAAUCAAGUUCCAAAGAAGAUGCUUCAAAAACAGAUGUAGAGUCUGAUUGUCAGAGUGUGUCAUCUGUCACUAGCCCGGGAAACUCAUCUCCUCCGAUUGACUUGACUAAGAAAGGCCAUUUUGAAUUCUCUGGGUUGAAACGUUCCUCUGCAUCUUCCCUUCGUUCUUUACCUUCUCCAGAAGGCAUUAAAAGUCGGAGCACAUCGACCCAAAGCUUAACGCCCAUGGACCUGAAAGACGUUUCAAAGGUUUUUCCUGAUUUACCUCCCAAAGUUAUGAGACGGCAAAGGCUGGAUACAGGUUCCAGUAAUGGCUACCAGAGACCUGGAUCAGUGGUAGCUGCUAAAGCCCAGCUCUUUGAAAAUGCAGGGUCACUGAAGCAAUCUAUCCCCGGACGACAAGCUAAAGCAAUGUAUUCCUGUAAGGCAGAGCACAGCCAUGAACUUUCCUUCCCCCAGGGGGCGAUAUUUAGUAAUGUGUACCGAUCGGUGGAACCCGGCUGGCUGAAAGCAACUUUUGAAGGCAAAACUGGAUUGGUUCCAGAAAAUUACGUUGUCUACUUUUAAUGAAGUUAAAGGAGAGCUGUAUCUUCAUGGUAUCCAUGGUUACAAAAGCAACAAUUCUGUCUGACACAGAUAUGGCGAUCAAGCCAGCUCGCUGAAUGGUAGUGAUCCGUUUACCCCAGUGCAGCUGCUGCCUCGCCUCUUGUAAGCCUGUGAUUGAUGUACGAGGAUAUAAACGUUGGCAUUCAUUGCUCAGGUGUAAACAUGAGGCUUGUUAUGAAGGACAUAGUCUAAUCCGGAUAGCACACGAGACAUGUAAAUGGAUCUCAUUUAUAGGACAAUAUAACCGUGUAGUGUAGUAAGAAUAUUUGUGUUUAUUUUAUAUAUUAUGCACUAAGCUCCAAUGGCUAAUGGAGCAAAGCUUUUCAAUCCAGUGAUACACCAAGUGUAGCAUUCUAUUAUUAAGAGCCUAUACAUGUCUUAAACUUAAUUUUGUUAUCAUUGGGUCCAUCUUGGCAAAAUAUUAAUAUCAAAGUAUCGAUCUUGUUACCCUUAUUGAAAGGUCAACAUAAUAGUGCAGGUCCUCCGUUCCUCUUCUUAUAAUACAGAUGAAAUGUUCACUUCAAGCACCAUAACAACUUAUAUACACAAUUCUAUAAACAGAAUGGGAAGAAUUGUUUUUAUUCAUAAGCAGAUGCAAUAUCAGCAACAUGUUUUUAGAAAUAAAAAUAGGCUUAAUGGACAUAUGACUUGGUAUGAGAUCUGGCUCUGAUGGAUGUACAGUUGCAGAUGUCCACUUGGUUUCCUUUCUGUGAUGAUUUAGUGCAGGGGUGUCCAACCUUGGCCCUCUUGCACAUGUUGCACUAUAAUCCUAUUAAUUCUUAUGCUGCUGGGUUGCAGAGAGUUCUAGGACUAAUAUGCCAACACCAUUUAAGAUAAUGUGCAAAGGUUAUGCAUACCUCAUAUAAUGUGUUGUAUAUUUGGGUAUUUUUAAAAAAACACACCGGAUGUUGUCAGCAUAGUCUUUUCGAUGCUCAGUAAUGUACUUUAGAACUCUAUAUUCUCAGUAGUACUAUACUAUGUUUUUGUGUUUAUUAAUUUAAUAUGGUCUGAAAUUGUAUGAUAUGAAUCAUUUAACUUACAAGAAAUAGACCCUCUAAGUCAUUUUCUAACUAUAGCCACUCCUUAGUGUUGCGCAAACUGUAAAGUUUUCGGGUUAUCUCUGUCCAAUGAUGUCACUCCACAGGUCAGCUUAUGUAUUGUAGAAGUUUCUUCACAUUAUUGCAGUUUAUUCUGCACACUAUAAUCCCACACAUGUGUACAUGCUCUGUAUCCAUAUACACUCAAGAUUUAAAAUGUUGGGGAAGCCUCUAUCAGGUCCAUUGUCAGGCCUGCCAUGAACAAAUCAUAACAGUCGGCAGGUAUUCUAUUAUAGUAAUCACCUGCCAAUCCCUGUCUGAUGACAUGAGUUUGAUAACUUAUAUAUAAGGGCUCAAUUCAAUAUUUUUGGUUAAGCUUUUCAAAUAACUAAAUAUUUUUGG
Pelobates fuscus (common spadefoot toad) is the source of this 4441-nucleotide messenger RNA. It is a transcript of the gene ARHGAP42, whose product is annotated as Rho GTPase activating protein 42. Bases 342 to 2963 code for a protein of 873 amino acids. Lineage: Eukaryota; Metazoa; Chordata; Amphibia; Anura; Pelobatidae. The transcript is spliced from 24 exons. Gene Ontology annotation, molecular function: GTPase activator activity; protein binding. Gene Ontology annotation, cellular component: cytoplasm. Gene Ontology annotation, biological process: signal transduction. The record is from RefSeq and is a predicted model, not a curated record.